Seriola aureovittata is the source of this 10133-nucleotide messenger RNA. RefSeq names its product sodium channel, voltage-gated, type I like, alpha b (gene scn1lab). The transcript has 28 exons. The record is from RefSeq and is a predicted model, not a curated record. Gene Ontology annotation, molecular function: protein binding; voltage-gated sodium channel activity. Gene Ontology annotation, biological process: neuronal action potential; membrane depolarization during action potential; sodium ion transmembrane transport. Bases 764 to 6832 code for a protein of 2022 amino acids. NCBI's taxonomy places the organism in Eukaryota, Metazoa, Chordata, Actinopteri, Carangiformes, Carangidae. Gene Ontology annotation, cellular component: voltage-gated sodium channel complex; axon; plasma membrane.
AAGUAACUUGCAAAUUAAAUUGAAUAAGAAUAAACAUAAAUAUGCAGGAUGAUUAUCAUAGGGCAAUCGGCUACCAAAAUAAGACAAAUUUUAGCUAUCAAUUAAAUUAAACUCAGUAUUAAUUCAUCUAAUCUGCAUUAUGGGCUAUUUAUUUAAAAAAAAAAAAUAGGACUAUUUAAUGUGAUUCAUGGUUGAAUUCUGAACAACAACAGGUUGCUGUUGCUCUGCUUCCCUCAUGAGUUUGAUAUUUUCUAGCAGUGCACAUCCAGGCCAUCUUGCGACAGUCACAGCUUUAAGGACAUUCACUCCCAGCCUGUGAAGCCAAACCGACCGGAAGCGCGGAUUGAUUUCUCCACGGCAAGCAAAGGCGGCUAAAAAAAGAAAAAAGAAAAAGAAAAGAAAAAAGAGGAAAAAAUCAAAGGAGCUCUUAUUAGAUGAUAAUCCUCCAACCUCUCGGACGGGAUUUCUCGGGAAGAGACAAAGGUUUUAAAUCUCAAAUUCACAAUAUACCUGCGAUAAUAAAGGAUUAUUCUUUCGGAGAUGGGAUCUACCUUCAAGGUCCCCACCUGCUGGGCACCGUAAUGGUGGCCGCCAUUGCUUUAAGCACCAUGGACAGCGGCGCCCCUUUGACACCAUGUCAGCUGCAGCUUCAGUCAUUCACAUGAAACCUGAACAACUGAGGUAGAUUUAGCAGGAUUAGCAGUGAGCAGCUCCCCGCCCCAGCUGAGCCCCUCGUUGCCCUCUGAACAAGCAGGAUGACAAGAUGGCACAACUGCUUGUACCGCCCGGACCUGACAGCUUCCGCCCCUUCGUCCCCGAGUCGCUGGCCGCCAUCGAGAGGCGCAUCGCCGAGGAGGAGGCCCGGAGACCACGGGCGGAUCGCCGCAGUGACAGUGAUGAUGAAAACGGUCCAAAGCCCAACAGUGACCUGGAGGCAGGGAAAUCUCUCCCCUUCAUCUAUGGGGACACCCCCUCCCAACUGGUGUCCACCCCUCUGGAGGACUUGGACCCCUUCUACAGCAAUCAGAAGACCUUCAUAGUAUUGAAUCGCGGGAAGGCAAUCUUCCGUUUCAACGCCACUCCUGCCUUGUACAUCUUAAGCCCCUUCAACCCUCUGAGGAGGAUAGCUAUUAGAGUUUUAGUACACUCGUUGUUCAGCAUGUUGAUCAUGUUCACCAUCCUGACCAACUGUGCUUUCAUGACCCUCAGUAACCCCCCGGAAUGGGCCAAGAAUGUAGAGUACACAUUCACAGGGAUUUACACCUUCGAGUCCCUUAUAAAAAUCCUGGCCAGGGGCUUCUGCGUGGGGAAGUUCACUUUCCUCCGGGACCCAUGGAACUGGCUGGAUUUCAGUGUUAUCCUCAUGGCAUAUGUCACAGAGUUUGUGGACCUGGGCAAUGUCUCAGCACUGCGAACCUUCAGGGUUCUGCGAGCCCUGAAAACUAUAUCAGUCAUCCCAGGCUUGAAGACCAUCGUCGGCGCCCUGAUCCAGUCGGUGAAAAAGCUGUCGGACGUGAUGAUCCUCACCGUGUUCUGCCUCAGCGUCUUCGCCCUCAUCGGCCUGCAGCUCUUCAUGGGCAACCUGAGGCAGAAGUGCGUGCGUAAACUGCUCUUCACCAACAGCAGCAAUAUCACCGCCGACGAUAUGAUGUUUUUCAACGGCACCCUGAUGGAAAGCAACAGCACGUCUGUGCAGAACGCCACAGAGAACCCCUUCAACUGGACAGAGUACAUCAACGACGAGAAUAAUUAUUAUUACCUCCCUGGCCGUAGGGACGCUCUGCUCUGCGGGAAUGCCAGUGGCGCUGGGCUCUGUCCAGAGGGCUUCCUGUGUCUGAAAGCAGGUCGUAAUCCAGAUUACGGCUACACCAGCUUCGACACCUUCAGCUGGGCCUUCCUCUCUCUGUUCCGACUCAUGACCCAGGACUACUGGGAAAACCUCUACCAGCAGACUUUGCGCGUGGCAGGGAAACCCUACAUGAUCUUCUUCGUGCUGGUGAUCUUUCUGGGCUCCUUCUACCUGGUCAACCUGAUCCUGGCCGUGGUGGCCAUGGCGUACGACGAGCAGAACCAGGCGACCAUCGAGGAGGCCCAGCAGAAGGAGGAGGAGUUCCAGGCCAUGCUGGAGCAGCUGAAGAGACAGCAGGAGGAGGCACAGGUUGCCGCAGCAGCAGCCACGGAGAGCGGAGAGUACAGCGGGAGAGGGGGCCCCACCUCCGAGUCCUCCUCGGGGACGUCUAAGCUCAGCUCCAAGAGCGCCAAGGAGCGACGCAACAGGCGGAAGAAGAGGAAGCAGAGGGAGGAGGAGGAGGAGAGGGGGGCACUUAAGUUCCACAAGUCUGAGUCUGAGGACAGCAUCAAGAGGUCGAGCUUCCGCUUCUCAAUCGAUGCCAACCGGCUUUCUUAUGAGAAGAGAUGCUCCUCGCCCAACCAGUCUCUGCUCAGUAUCCGCGGAUCCCUCCUCUCUCCUCGGAGGAACAGCCGCGCCAGCUUGUUCAGCUUCCGCGGCCGGGCGCGCGACAUGGGCUCCGAGAACGACUUCGCCGACGACGAGCACAGCACCUUCGAGGAGAGCGACAGCCGGCGGGGUUCCCUGUUCCUGCCGCGCCGCCUCGAGCGCCGCUCCAGCGCCGUCAGCCAGACGAGCCUCGGGGCGCCGCGGAUCAUACUGCCUGCCAACGGCAAGAUGCACUGCACUGUGGACUGCAACGGUGUGGUUUCUCUAGUCGGUGGAACGUCCGUAACAACCUCCCCUGUAGGUCACCUGCUGCCUGAGGGAACAACGACAGAUACUGAGCUGAAGAAACGUCGGUCAGGUUUUCACCAGCCAUCCAUGGAUUAUCUGGAUGAACCAGGGGGCCGGCAGAGAGCCAUGAGUGUGGCCAGUAUCCUCACCAACACCAUGGAAGAGCUUGAGGAGUCGAGACAGAAGUGCCCCCCCUGCUGGUACAGAUUUGCCAACACCUGUCUGAUCUGGGAUUGUUGUCCAGCAUGGCUGAAAAUCAAGGAGGUGGUAAACAUGGUGGUCAUGGACCCAUUUGUGGAUCUGGCCAUCACAAUCUGCAUCGUCCUCAACACCCUUUUCAUGGCCAUGGAGCAUUACCCCAUGACGAAAGAAUUCAACACUGUCCUCUCAGUCGGAAACCUGGUGUUCACGGGCAUCUUCACAGCAGAGAUGUGCUUCAAGAUCAUCGCCCUGGAUCCCUACUACUACUUCCAGGAGGGCUGGAACAUCUUUGACGGCAUCAUUGUUAGUCUCAGUUUGAUGGAGCUCGGCCUGGCCAACGUAGAAGGCCUGUCUGUGCUCAGGUCCUUCAGACUGCUGAGGGUCUUCAAACUGGCCAAGUCAUGGCCCACUUUGAACAUGCUGAUCAAGAUCAUCGGCAACUCGGUGGGCGCUCUGGGGAACCUGACCCUGGUGCUGGCCAUCAUCGUCUUUAUCUUCGCCGUGGUCGGCAUGCAGCUGUUCGGCAAGAGCUACAAGGAGUGUGUGUGUAAGAUCUCAGACGAGUGUGAGCUGCCUCGCUGGCACAUGCACGAUUUCUUCCACUCCUUCCUCAUUGUGUUCCGGGUGCUGUGCGGAGAGUGGAUCGAGACCAUGUGGGACUGCAUGGAGGUGGCGGGACAGUCGAUGUGCCUGAUAGUCUUCAUGAUGGUCAUGGUCAUUGGAAACCUGGUGGUUCUAAACCUGUUCCUGGCUCUCCUCCUGAGCUCCUUCAGCGCCGACAACCUGGCGGCAACCGACGACGACAGCGAGAUGAACAACCUGCAGAUCGCCGUGGGCCGCAUCCAGCGGGGCAUCGCAUUCGUCAAAGCCACGGUGCGGCAGUUCCUCCAGAGCCUCUGCUUUGGAGGGGGCGGUAAGGGAUCCGGUCUGGCCGAGGAGAGCAAACCCUUAGACGAACUGCACAGCAACGGCAAGGGCAACUGCAUCUCCAAUCACACCUCAGUGGAGAUCAGCAAAGACCCCGGUGGGGUGUACAUGACGGAGGGCAAUGGACGGCCUGGAGGAGGGCUGGUGGUAGGGGUCAGGGCUGGUGGGGACACUACGGUGAAGUACCCCGUAGAGGAAAGCGACUACAUGUCAUUUAUUCAUAACCCCAGCCUCACAGUGACGGUGCCCAUCGCUGUGGGCGAGUCAGACUUUGAGAACCUGAACACAGAAGAUUUCAGCAGCGACUCGUCGGACAUAGAGGGCAGCAAAGAGAAGCUCGACGCAGAGCCCCAACCUCUGAGCUCAUCGGAGGGGAGCACAGUUGAUAUUCGCCCCCCAGGAGAUGGGGUUGACUCAGUGGAGCUCGAGCCGGAGGAGUCACUGGACCCAGAGGCCUGCUUCACCGAGGGCUGUGUGCGCAGGUUCCAGUGCUGCCAGAUCAACGAGGAGGGCAGCCAUUAUAAGAGCUGGUGGACGCUCAGGAAGACCUGCUUCAUCAUAGUGGAGCACAACUGGUUUGAAUCCUUCAUCAUAUUCAUGAUCCUGCUCAGCAGUGGAGCUCUGGCGUUCGAGGACAUUUACAUCGAGCAGCGGAGGACCAUCAAAACAAUGCUGGAGUACUCGGACAAGGUCUUCACUUACGUGUUCAUUCUGGAAAUGCUAUUGAAGUGGGUGGCGUACGGCUUCGUCAAGUACUUCACCAACGCCUGGUGCUGGCUCGACUUCCUCAUUGUAGACGUGUCGCUGGUCAGCCUCGUAGCCAACGCUCUGGGCUACUCCGAGCUUAGCGCUAUCAAAUCUCUGAGGACGCUGCGAGCCCUGCGGCCCCUGAGGGCCCUGUCUCGGUUUGAGGGCAUGAGGGUUGUGGUGAACGCGCUGCUGGGGGCCAUCCCCUCCAUCAUGAACGUGCUGUUGGUCUGCCUCAUCUUCUGGCUCAUCUUCAGCAUCAUGGGUGUCAACCUGUUUGCAGGGAAGUACUACCACUGCGUCAACACCACGUCGGACGAGAUCUUACCCAUCAGCAUCGUCAACAACAAGUCCGAGUGCAUGAGCUUGGUCAACGACAGCGCCCGCUGGAAGAAUGUCAAAAUCAACUUUGACAACGUCGGUGCCGGCUACCUGGCUCUGUUGCAAGUCGCGACGUUUAAAGGUUGGAUGGACAUCAUGUACGCAGCCGUGGACUCUCGAAAUUUGGAGGACCAGCCUAAAUAUGAAGUGAACCUGUACAUGUACCUCUACUUUGUCAUCUUCAUCAUCUUCGGCUCCUUCUUCACCCUCAACCUGUUCAUUGGUGUCAUCAUCGACAACUUCAACCAGCAGAAGAAGAAGUUCGGAGGUCAGGACAUCUUCAUGACAGAAGAACAGAAGAAAUACUACAACGCCAUGAAGAAGCUGGGCUCCAAGAAACCUCAAAAACCAAUCCCUCGGCCGACAAAUGCAUUUCAAGGCUGCGUGUUUGACUUCAUCACGAAGCAGGCGUUCGACAUCGUGAUCAUGAUCCUCAUCUGCCUCAACAUGGUGACCAUGAUGGUGGAGACGGACGACCAGACGCCGGACAUGGACAAAAUCCUGUACUGGAUCAACCUGGUCUUCAUCGUGCUCUUCACCGGGGAGUGUGUGCUGAAGAUGAUCUCCCUGCGUCACUAUUACUUCACCAUCGGCUGGAAUAUAUUUGACUUUGUGGUGGUGAUCCUGUCCAUCGUAGGAAUGUUUUUAUCCGAGCUCAUCGAGAAAUACUUUGUGUCCCCGACGCUGUUCCGAGUGAUCCGCCUGGCCAGAAUAGGCCGAAUCCUCCGUCUUAUCAAAGGCGCCAAGGGCAUCCGGACGCUUCUCUUCGCCUUGAUGAUGUCACUCCCCGCCCUGUUCAACAUUGGUCUCCUCCUCUUUCUGGUCAUGUUCAUCUACGCCAUCUUUGGCAUGUCCAACUUCGCCUACGUCAAGCGCGAGGCGGGAAUCGAUGACAUGUUCAAUUUCGAGACGUUCGGGAACAGUAUGAUUUGUUUGUUUCAGAUUACCACCUCAGGCGGGUGGGACGGCCUGCUGGCGCCCAUACUGAACAAGAGGGAGCCCGACUGUGACAGCCAGAUGGAGCACCCGGGCAACUCCUACAAAGGCAACUGUGGCAACCCAUCAGUGGGCAUCUUCUUCUUCGUCAGCUACAUCAUCAUCUGCUUCCUCAUUGUGGUCAACAUGUACAUCGCCGUCAUCCUGGAGAACUUCAGCGUGGCUACGGAGGAGAGCGCCGAGCCGCUGAGCGAGGACGACUUUGAGAUGUUCUACGAGGUGUGGGAACGCUUCGACCCAGACGCCACUCAGUUCAUGGAGUACAGCAAGCUUUCUGACUUUGCAGAUGCUCUAGAUCCGCCGCUGCGCAUGCCCAAGCCGAACAUGAUCCAGCUCAUCUCCAUGGACCUGCCCAUGGUCAGCGGCGAGCGCAUCCACUGCCUCGACAUCCUGUUCGCCUUCACCAAGCGAGUGUUGGGUGAAGGCGGCGAGAUGGACGUGUUGCGCGGGCAGAUGGAGGAGCGCUUCAUGGCCUCUAACCCCUCCAAGGUGUCAUACGAGCCCAUCACCACCACCCUCCGCCGCAAACAAGAGGACAUGUCGGCCGUCAUCAUCCAGAGAGCGUUCCGCCGCUACAUGAUCCGUCUGGCCAUGAAGAAGGCCUCCGCCCUCUACAAGGAGCGGCUGAAGGAGGGCGUCCGCGACCCGGACAAGGACGUGAUGGUCAUCAGCAAGUUCACUGAGAACUCCACCUCGGACAAAACGGACAUGACCCCCUCCACAGCCUCGCCGCCCUCCUACAACAGUGUGACGAAAUCAGACAAGGACAAAUACGAGAAAGAGAAUAGGGAAAAAGAAAACAAAGGCAAAGACUUGAAAGAGCGAAAGAAAUAGACUUUUUAAAAAGGAACAAAAAAAUUAAAAUGCAUCAGAGACAUGAGGGAAAUUUGUUUACAGCUUCUAACUGGGGGGGGGGGUAGAUACAGUAGAUGUACGCUUGUGUGCUGAUUGUUAAGAGUUGAGGGAUGCUGUGCCAGGUAGGCCUAAAGUUAGAGUGUGGUUAUGUCAUUGAUGAAUAUGUGGGGUCUUCUCACGGGGAAACAAGUAAUCCAGCAGACACUGCCAGAGAUCGAGUGGAACAUGGAAAAGCCUCUCUGCAAAACGCUUGUGAUUUUCCUAUUGGUUGUUGUUACUAUCUGACACACUGUACUGUGUGCACUGUUAAGUUGUCUGUAGCUAGUGCUGCUGCUACUACUAUAAAUCCAGUGUCUUGAAUUUAACAAUCGCUGUAUCACAAGUACUCUGCAUUUUUCUUUUUUGGUUCGUUUAUUUUGGUUACGACGUUUCUUUUUUUUUAUGAGAAAGAAUGUUUUCUACUUUUUUGUGUCCUUAUCGUGCGGAUGUGUCCGCAGCUUUCACUGUAGUAAAAUCACCAAGGGCAGACAAGAGUCGAUGCUGGAAACGUACAACAACCGUUUGAAACCAGCACAAUGCAGGGUCAGUGCCAGAGCGCUCUUCGGUCACACAGUAUAUACGAGGCUGAAACAACAAACAUACCGCUGAAGUACAAUGGACAAAUACAUUCUUUUCACUGGUGUGCCAUCAGUGGUUGUUCAAACCUGUGCUGUGCUUCAAUCUGGACUGCCAUCGCCCCACUUCAGUAGAAAACAAGUCUCUCAGUGCAGAGAAGCUGAAUGUAUGCAAGCUGAAGGAAUGAGAUACUCUUAAAGGAAAGGUUCGAUAUUUUUGGGAAAUUCUUACGAUGCUCAGUAGCAGCUGAAUUAGAUGAGAAGAUUGAUAUCACACUCAUGCAGCUAGAAGCAGCAGACCAUUAGCUUAACUCUGCGUUAACACUGAGCUAGCCUGGAUAACGCUACAGCUGCUAGCACCUAAUUAUCAUAUCUUAUUUUGCUUUUUUAAACCAUAGACAAACAAAAAUGUAAGAGCAACAAGUUGUGGUUACUUUAAGUUGCCACGGUCCCACUGUCUCUCUCUCUCUCUCCUGAGAUUGAUAUUGAUUAUUAGGAUAUCGGUCGAUAGCUGUAGCUGCUGUCAAUGUAAUAAAAAGCCAAAUGUCCUCCUGACAAAAAGUGUUGAAACGUCUAAAUCCUCUAUAACAUACAGUAGGCUAUACUGUACGGUAAGUUUAGGGUAAUGCUAGCUUAACAUGAGAGUGUUAGCAGUAGCUUUUAGCAGGUGUAGAGCCAAGCUAAUUUUUUCCCUCUUGUUUCCAGUCUUGCUAAGCUAACAACUUAAGCUGUGCUUGUCACACACACAUGCUAGCUCCUCCAGGAGUGUUUUAAAUGCUACUUACAAAAAGUUAAUUGCUAAUAAGAUCCUUGAGCUGCUCUUCUUAGUCAAGCUUUGUUUACGAUCCAAACUUGAGAAAAUCUGAAUCUACCGAGAGAGAAACUAUGUGGAGUAAACGUACGGUCACAUUAGCUUAUAAAAUAUCACUGGUAGUUUCACGUGAAGAGAAAACUGUACUGAAUGUGGAUUGUUGAUGUUUUGCUGUAUCUGUAGUUACAUGGAACUAUUUCUCUGUUGGUGUAAGUCUCUGCUAACAACCAGUCCUCCAUUAUUAACCACUACAUAGGUCAUUUGUUCCAACCCUCUGAUACGACCCAUACGAGGGUUUCCUGAAAUAAUACCCCCUUUGUCGCCGUGGUUACAAUAAUAAACGGUCAUGACUUAGGUUAGGUUUAAGCACAAAAAGUACUUGGUUAGAUUUAGGAAAAGAUCGUGCUUCCUUAAGAUCAGGCGAUCUUUGUUGUCACGGUUACAAUAAUAACAACGAAAACAUAAACUGCUACUUUCACGUGGGGAUCGAACCAGACUUCUUCCUUCUGUCAUAAUCACUACGACCACUAGAUGUCGCCUAGCAACAAAAUGUAACUAUGGGUCAUAAUAACCUGCGGCACAGACGACCUAUGGGCUCGGUUUAUUUACAGGCUAAGCUAAGUUAGCUAGAGAAUGGUAUCAAUCUUCUAAUCUAAGUCUUUACAGCUAGGUUAAUUAGCAUAUUUCCCAAAAUGUCAAAAUGAUUUCCUUAAAGUGACACUCACAUCUUACUCACAUCGUACUGCAGUGUCUCCUCCCAUGCAUUCGUUGUCCUCCCCUUCAUCCUCCACCCCCCUUCCCCUCACAUCUCCCAGAGCUCUUGUAAAGAAAAUAUCUGAAUAUACUUAAAAAGAAAAUGUCAAUCUUUCUAACUGCUCUUAAGCUAGAACACGACAAUAUAUCACAUUUAAAAGUUAUAAUAUCACAAAUGUUUUUCAUGUUGUUUAAAAUUGAGAAGCGAGUGGUUUUAAUGUAGUGGUUUGGUUUGUAAAUAAUAUCGCUAUUUGGGCCCACAGUAUGCAUCACACUUACAUUUGAUGUAAGAGCACUUUUUAUCCCCACUGCUAUGUAAUACCACGUGUGGCGGUCAUACAUGUAAGUGUGUGUGUGUGAGAGAGAGCGUGUGAGUGUGUGUCUUCGUACGUCCAUGUGUGUGUUUUGUAAGAAAGCAGAGUGAGAAUGUAAGCAUCUCUCUUUCUGUGAGCAGGCGUGUGUUCGUGUGCAACUGGGGUCUGCGGGUUGCUUAUGUUCUACUGAUAUAAAUAACAUUUUUACUGUAGAUAUGAGUCCAUUUUUCCAUAUGAGUCUUCGGGUUUGAUUUACAUUUUUUCUAGAACAGUUUUUUUUUUUUCCUUUCUGCGCUGUAACACAUGAUGAAACACAUGUAUGGUCCCCAUAUCUGUAGAUACAAACCAUGAAGCAAUCAGUAGCCAUCUCUCAUUGCGCUUGUAGUGUUUUAGUGAACUGCAUGCAAGAAGUGACUACUGUCCGCUCAUAUGGUCAUAUAAUUUUAAAGCCAAAAGAAUAAAGGACAUAUUUUUUGUAAAUGCUUGUUUAUUUUCUCCAUUUACUUUCCAGCUUUUUCUUUGUUCAGUGGUUAAAAAGGUUUUUUGUUUUUUUUUCUGUGAGUGACAUCAGCUCUUUGGUCUGUGAUCUGAACCUGAAGUAUGAUUGCUAAACGUGGCGGGAACUUUGGUUGAACAGGAUCAUUCAUGUGGUUCAAGUACAUGUUACACUUAACUAUGUAUCAAUUUGCAAAAUGUGACAAGUGACAUUUCUUUUUGUUAUAACCAAAGAUGUGGCAACAACUCACAAAAUCUAGAUUUCCAAAAUAAAACCUAUUUUGGGAAGCAUA